AUGACAGGUACUACAUCAGCGACAGGUAGUACAUUAGCAACAGGUACUACAUCAGCGACAGGCAGUACAUCAGCAACAGGCACUACAUCAGCAACAGGCAGUACAUCAGCAACAGGUACUACAUCAGGAGCUGGCAUGGCACUCACAACAGCUACACAAGCACAUCCAGUACAAGCACAUCAAGCACAAGCACAACGAGCACAUCAAGCACAAGCACAACGAGCACAUCAAGCACACGCACAACGAGUACAUCAAGCACAAGCACAUCAAGUACAAGUACAACUAGCACCAGCACAACAAGCACCACAAGCACCACAAGCACCACCACUACUAUGGAACCACAAAUUACCUUAUAUUGUAAAAGCACGAAAACUUGAAUACAACAAUAUAACAUUAAUUAUUGUACGAUUCAUAGAAUUAAAAUAG
Molecule: messenger RNA, 426 nt
Organism: Rotaria sp. Silwood1
Lineage: Eukaryota; Metazoa; Rotifera; Eurotatoria; Philodinida; Philodinidae
Source: the annotation of a GenBank genome assembly